AUGGACGUAAAGGCUUUGGCAAAAUCAAAGCGAGAUCACACACGACAACACAACAAAAAGUAUCACGGAAAUCCAAAGCUCAAAGUUCAACCACACUCUUCGUUUUCUUCUUCAGUCCCAACCAAAACGACGACGCCAAAAGAGCCAUUCAGAAAGCAACAAGCAAUUGAGAAGAAAACCAAUCGAUCGGGCUCUUCCGCGCUUCCCGAAAUUGGGACCGAUAUGAAGAAGAGGAUUCGGAUUUUGUUCCUGAAAUCUCAUGCAGACAAAACCCUCGAGGACUUCAAUGAAGUUCUUCCUUGGGAGUUUGGUGUGGGAUUAAGCUCUAUACUUUCGGUUAGAGGAGAUGGCAUUGUUUCAUGGGAUGGGGAUGAUAAUUUUGUUGUACAGGAUAAGACUAUUGCAAAUCAGGAGGCAUCGUUGAUUUCCUUGAAUUUGCAUGCUAUUGCUCAAAAGCUUGCAAAAGUUGACUUAUCUAAGAGAUUAUUUAUUGAGCCUGAUCUGUUGCCCUCUGAGUUGUUUUUACAGCGUGUGGAAGACUCUGCAGUAAGCAACAAGGAAGAACCUGAACUUGACAAACAGGAAACUGUAGUGGACCAUGAACUAGCUAAGAGGAUGUCUAAAGAAUUAAAUGUAGAUGAUUCUGCAGCAGAUCAGUUUACAUCAUCUAGUUCAUGUAGUAGCAGCCAUACCACUUCUAUAUCUGCCUUGUCCGAUGACAUUCGCGUUCCUGUGAACAACGAUACAGUAGGGAAACACUCAACAUUUGAGGCAGCUGCUGAAUUGGAACUGGAUAUGCUUCUAGAUACGCUUGAUGAGUCCAAAUCCAAUGCUUCAUUUACUGCUCCGUUCAGAGUCUCUUCUAAAGAACAUCCUGAGAUUUCAAUUAAAGAACCAGUUUCAGCCAGAAUUGCAUCAAUUACUGCUAGUCUAGAUGAUGCACUUGACGACUUGCUAGAGGAAACAUCCACUUUGACGAAGCCAAAUGUUUUAUCACGGCCACAAGAAGAAAAGCCUGUCAACCCCAGCGUGCUCUCUUCACAAUCCCAAAACAAGUCAAAAGUUGUCGAUGAUUUUGAUUCAUGGUUUGAUACGCUUUGA
This is a messenger RNA of Vicia faba (fava bean), 1101 nucleotides long. The record is from the annotation of a GenBank genome assembly. Lineage: Eukaryota; Viridiplantae; Streptophyta; Magnoliopsida; Fabales; Fabaceae.